AUGUCUGCAUUUCCAGCGGAUCCUGAAUUAGACGAUUUUUUAUCAAAAGUCGAUGAAAUACAAAAUAUUGUAAAAGACUUGAGUUCGAAUGAUGAACGUGCAGUGAAGACAGCAAUGGAACGAUCUGAUGUAAUAAUAAAUGCAAACAACAAUACCAAACAGGGUGUUAAUCGAACAUUGAUUAAUAAAAGUGUCAAUGCUAGUACUACUUCGACAAUUCCACAAGAUGCAUUUAUGAAAUCUAUUGAAGAAGAUGCACGACAACGUGGUGAAGAUCGAAAAAAAAGACGAAAAUUAGCUGAUGAAAGUAAAAUAAAAGGAAAUGAUGCAUUUAAGAGCGGAAAAUAUGAACAAGCUAUUGGCUACUAUACUGAAGGAAUUCAACUAUUGAAAGAUUACGAUGUGCUUUACACAAAUCGUGCACAAGCAUUUAUAAAACUUGAAAAGUACAAAGAGGCUAUUGACGAUUGUGAUUGGGCAUUGAAAAUAAAACAAAAUUUUAUCAAAGCGCUGACAAUUAAAGGAAAAUGUUAUAUGUUAUUAAAACAAUUUGAUAAUGCUUUGGAACAAUUUAAUCAAGCAAAAAAAAUUGCAAUAACAAACUAUGAUUCAGAUACAAAACGUAUUAUUGAACAAGGCUCUGAAUUAGAACGUCAAAAAUUAAUAAAUAAACGUGAACAAGAGGCCCAUGUAUUUUUACAAAAUGAAGAUCCAUCAACAUCAUGGAGUAUAGCGAGUAUCUUAAAGAAACUAUUUGAAACAAAUAAUUCAUUGUUGUAUUAUUGUGGUGGAAUUCAAUUAUUAAAUGAAAUUAUCAUUGAUGAAACAACAAGAACAACCUUUCGUGUAAAUAAUGGGUUUCAAUUAUUUUAUGAGCAUCCUAUUAUAAAACAAAUGUUUCUUUUGACCGAUACCAUGACGAUUGACGAAGAAAAUUUAUUAAACUCAUUACUUAAUUUAAUGGGUAUUGUAUCAAAGGAUGAUGAUGAAAAUGGUCGUCUAUGUUUAGAAACUGAAGGCAUUACAUCGUUUUUGAAUGAUUUAUUAUUUGUUAAAAAGAAUUGUUCAGUCAGCAUUAUUCAAUCUUGUUUACUAUUUCUUGUUGAAAUUUCUUUAAGCAAAGUCUGUCGUACAUUAUUUCUACAAAAAUUUUCUUUAGAAAAAGUUGUACCGAAAAUUUGUGGUCUAAUCAGUGCAUCAUUCUCAAACGAUAUUCAACAGAAUGCAGCACGAUUUCUAAGUAAUCUUGCUUUCGAGACAAGAUUCAAACAAUUUAUUAUUGAUGCAAAAGAGAAACAACAAUAUAUUGAACAAUUUCAGUCAUUAUUGACAUCAAUUCAUAUUGACGAAGAAGCACGAACAUUAUUACUAUCUGUUCUGACAAAUUUAAGUUCCGACAAAAAUCUACGCAAAUUAUUUAUUAAUACUCCUGUAGUAUUCACAUACAUUGUUAAUUUAUUGGUAAUAGAUCAAUGCAAACUUAUCGAACGUCAAACAAAUAUACUUGCAUUAGCAAACAACUUGUCGGUUGAUCAAAGUGAAGCAUUAACGUCUGUACAUCAAAUGUUAUGUGAUUGUGCAAUGAAGUUAUUGAAAACAUCUGAACAUCAACAACGUUCGUUAACACUGUUGGGGAAUGUAGCACUAAAUUGUAAAGAAUCGAUACAGUAUAUGGUGGAUCGUGGUAUUAUUUCAAGAAUAAAUGAAAUUUUUCAAGUAAACUAUAUAUGUCAUAACAAUUUAACGGAAGAUAUGUCGCGUGCAACAAUGCGUUUACUAGCCUUAUGUACUCAAACAAACGACGAUGCUCAGAAACUGAUAGCAAAUGAAAACAAAACACUAUUGUUCAUCUACCGUAGUCUUUUUAAUGGUACAAAUUUUAAUUUAAUUGGAAAUGCAGCAUUGAUUUUUGGUUACAUUGCUCACAUACCUUCUGUUGUCAGUUACUUUUAUUCAACUGAGAAUUUAAUGAAAAAUUUAUUAACACUAAUUCAAGAUUUAACAAAUAAUGACUCGAAAAAGAAUGUUGGAAUAUUUAUAACGAAGUUGGUGAAGAACGACGAAAGGCUCCUUUUGGAAUUUCGAAAUCUAAAUGGUACUGAGAUACUUGUUUCAUCAUUAAAAAAUAUUCAAUUGUAA
Molecule: messenger RNA, 2139 nt
Organism: Didymodactylos carnosus
Lineage: Eukaryota; Metazoa; Rotifera; Eurotatoria; Philodinida; Philodinidae
Source: the annotation of a GenBank genome assembly